Molecule: messenger RNA, 1825 nt
Organism: Suillus clintonianus
Lineage: Eukaryota; Fungi; Basidiomycota; Agaricomycetes; Boletales; Suillaceae
Exons: 2
Coding region: 163-1746 (527 amino acids)
Source: RefSeq, a predicted model, not a curated record
CAACAACGUUCGUUAAAAAUAAACUAGUGAUGCGUGACUACGCGAUAACGACGUAGGGGCGCGCCGGAAUUGGGAAGACAUUUGCGUCCGUUGACGUCAUGAUCGGGAUAGGGAUGUCGUAGGUACGGGUAAACGCCCCUUACAAGUAACUAGCAUUUACUCAUGCACUCCUGCCUCCAGAUCCAUGAAGUUCUCCGGAGCAUUUUUUCGGCCGUGAACAAAUAUAGAGAUAUCACACUCGAUGUCCAGCAACCGUUCAGAGGUGCAGAUGUUGGACGCCAGACUCUUGCAUGUUUAGCUAGGACUUGUCGCGCAUUCUCGGAGCCUGCGCUGGAUGUGCUUUGGGCUCACAUAGACACUCUUGGUCCUGUAGUAGCAUGUCUCCCCAGGCACGUAUGGUCCCGACAUCGCGGCAGUCUGAGAACAGGUGGUGGUUGCAUUUUGAUCACUCACUGGUGGGGCAUCGAGAAGUAUCUUGUGAGAGUUCGAGCCCUUGGUAACUCGGGGCGGCGUGUCACAGCUGACAUGUCUACGGAACUCGUACAUGCCCUCUGCGGUCAUCCCUGGCCUUUCCUACUUCCUCGCCUUCAAAAGCUUAUGUGGACGGACGGCAGCUAUGAAUCCACCCACCUCUUUUGCAAACUUCUCAGCCCCACCCUAACUGAUUUUCAUCUACAUGCGAAGGGUAAUCUGCUCAUGCUUUCGGUUUUAUCAUCCCUGGGAGCUAUAUGUCCCCUUAUGAAAUCCUUCUCCACCACUGGCUUGGAUUCAGCCGCAUCCGUCCCAGUUUCAGCAGCAGUUGUAUGUGGUUGGCACCAGCUGAAGACAUUCAGCACAGAAGCCGUCGACGGGCCGGCCUUGCUCCACCUGUUCUCUCUUCCAUCCCUGGAAUUCUUGGAACUGUCAUUUCUAUCAUCGAACAGGGGCUCCUUCAACUACAGCCCGACCACAUUUUCAACCUCUCUUCACCAUCUCACAAUCCGCGCGCAGGAUCCUGAGUCAUGCCUGCCCUUCCUUGAAGCAACUUGGAUAGGCGCAAGAAGUUUAACCAUUUCUCUCGGGAACAUUCCGCGAUCUUCCAGUAAUGAAACAUUACUUUCACUCCUUGCCUCUCGUGUAACAGCGCAACAAGUGCAAGCUCUCACACUCGAUUUGACUUGUGAUUCGCUGCUCACAAUCACUGAAAUCACGCCCCUGUUCCCAUUCUGUGCGUUGGAGGAACUAACACUACCAUCAACCUACGGCAACCUUACUAUCAAUGACCACGACCUCACUAGGGCUGUGAAAUCGUGGCCCAAGCUCACAAAACUACGCCUGGGCGACGAGGCUACGUGGUCGACACCAGCGCGUCCUCAACGUCCUCAAAUUACCCUAGAUGGGAUUGUCAGUCUGCUCUUGCAUUGCCCAGACUUGUGCGCUCUCGGCAUUGCCAUGGACGCCACCUCAUACAACGUUGUGACGCCUGAGGUACCAGGAGGCGGGGUAACCAACACUAAGAUCACCACACUCUCUGUUGGGGUAUCGCUGAUCGAGAACCCGUUGGCUGUCGCCACCUUCCUCGCCUCCAUUUUGCCAAACUUGGAGAACAUUCUGUGCAAGGACGACUCUGACAUCGUGCCAUAUCAAAAGGAAAGUCGGCACACGAAGUGGGCGAGAGCUUCGAUGUAUCUGCGAGAUGUGCAAAUGAUCAAGAAGCAGGAGAGGGCUAGAGUGGGGAAUUGUUCAUGUAGCCAGGUUUGUAAUUGAGGGCGAACCAUCCGAAUGUGUCAAUAGUAUACACAGUGAUGCAUCUAUAUACUGAUUGUAAUGAUAUCGAUUUCGGUGG